Pelobates cultripes (western spadefoot toad) is the source of this 159-nucleotide messenger RNA. Lineage: Eukaryota; Metazoa; Chordata; Amphibia; Anura; Pelobatidae. The record is from the annotation of a GenBank genome assembly.
CUGGUGUAGCUUUCCGUUCCAUUGUCAAGGGAUGUGUUGAUGAAAACUUACCCUGUGAAUAUGUGGGUAAUGUCGAUGUUGGCGGUGCUAAUUCAUCUACAUUUACAACAAAUAUUAAAUGCUGUAAUGGGGACAACUGCAACACUUUUAAUUAUGAGA